ACUAGAUGUUAGCAAGUUUUAGAUAACAAGAAAUUGUCUGUUGCUAUAAAUAGAUGCCUAUAAAUAUUAGUACGCAUUUUUCAAAGUUCAAAAACAAAUCAAGAUGAAACUCAUUUGCACCUUGUGCCUGUUCCUUGUGUAUACUUGGACAUCAUCAGCGAAACAAAUCACAAAUAGCAGAAUCAUUGGAGGGAUCACAGCUUUCGCUGGCCAGUUUCCUUUCGCUGUGGCCAUCGAAACCACGACCAAAGACGGCAAAUACUUCUGUGGUGGCACUUUGCUUAAUGACCAGUGGAUCAUCACUGCAGCUCAGUGUGCCGAUGGGGCCCUGCUUUUUUCUAUCCAAAUUGGAGCAACAAGUUUAAGCGAUCCUGAUGAAAAUCGCCUAGUUUUGGCCACAUCUGAGUACGUUCUACACCCAGAAUAUGACCCAGCGACACUUAAAAACGACAUUGCCUUAAUCGAGCUACGUAUUCCCAUCCAAUUUUCCAAUUAUAUUCUUCCAAUUCAUGGUCUCCCUGAGGCUGCGUUGGAGGCAGGUGUCCGAGUUGUUGCUCUGGGUUGGGGACAGACCAGUGAUGAGGACGCUGGUCUUUCCGAUAAACUCAAAUUCGUGACGGUGACCAGUCUAACAAAUGAUGAAUGUCGACUGGUUUACGGUAAUCAAAUAACUGAUCAGAUGGUUUGUGUUGAGGGAAAUUAUAACGAAGGGUCUUGCAAAGGGGAUACUGGAAGCCCUCUUGUGCGUGUUAUUUCUUUAGGUAAUGCUCUUCUGAUCGGAGUUGCAAGUUUUGUAAGUGGGAAUGGAUGCGAAAGCACUGAUCCUUCAGGAUACACCAGAAUUUCACCAUAUGUUGACUGGAUAGCCAAUGUGACAAAUUAUAAUACCACCAAAUUUUAGAUGGUAAUGAGAUUCAAGCACAAAAAAACCGUUUUUGUAAAACUUUGUGAUGUUUAUUGUGUCAGAUAAAUUUUUAUUUUAUUUUAAUGUAGAAUUUUGUGACUGGACUUUUGUUAAUAAUAAUGCUUUUGACGUCUAUUAAAAAUUCGAUAUUUUCACCAAUAUGCUGGUACUUACACGGAAUUCCCAGCUUUUUUCCAGCAUUAAUUCUAAAAGUCUAAAUGUAAUCAAAAUUGUAUACAGUGUUAAGGGUUAAGAGAGACGGAAAAGCCUUAAAAAAAUGUAUUCGUCAAGCAAUUCAAAUCAAAAAAAAAUAGUUUAUUUCAUUUUUAUGCUACAAAUA
Messenger RNA from Tribolium castaneum (red flour beetle), 1244 nucleotides. RefSeq names its product serine protease H107. Gene Ontology annotation, biological process: proteolysis. Lineage: Eukaryota; Metazoa; Arthropoda; Insecta; Coleoptera; Tenebrionidae. The coding region runs from base 104 to 901 and encodes 265 amino acids. The transcript has 6 exons. The record is from RefSeq and is a predicted model, not a curated record. Gene Ontology annotation, molecular function: serine-type endopeptidase activity.